AUGCGGAAAGAUCUGGCAUGUUCAUGGCGGGAUAUAAGGUCACAGAAGGAAAAGUUGGCAUUUAAUCUGCCGGACUUUUCAAGGAAAUGUGAUAUAGGAAAGCAUUUCUCCGAGCUUAUAACCGCUGUCAAACAUGUGUUAAUGACUGUGAAGACAUUAACUGAACAAAUUGUAAAAGAUAUAGCGCCGGCCGUUUUUAAUGUUCUUGGCAGCCACAAAUAUUUACAAAACGAUAUACAGCGAAACCUACAACAGCUGACGGAUAGAAUAAGUGACUUUGUGAAGAAGUCAAAUGAUAAAAAUACAAGGGCUCAAUUUAAAAUUGACGGAAGAAUGGAGAACAUUGAGAACAAAUCAAACGUUUCUGGUGUUCUCAACAUGUAG
Helobdella robusta is the source of this 384-nucleotide messenger RNA. RefSeq lists its product as hypothetical. The transcript has 2 exons. Lineage: Eukaryota; Metazoa; Annelida; Clitellata; Rhynchobdellida; Glossiphoniidae. The record is from RefSeq and is a predicted model, not a curated record. Bases 1 to 384 code for a protein of 127 amino acids.